GCCGGCCACUUUGGCACACGCUCUCCUCAUAAAACCCCUCGGUAUCUAAAGGCACGGAAUACCCCCCCUCUCUUUCUCUGUCUCUCUCUUUCUCUACGGAGCAACAAUGGCGUCUCUCUCUCUCCUCCUCUCCCUCUCGCUCCUCCCUCUCCUCCUCCCUCAGGCCCUCUCCCUCGCCUGCACGUCCCAGAAUCUCACCAGCACCGGCAAGCUCUACACCAACUGCAGCGACCUCCCCAAGCUCGGCGCCUACCUCCACUACACCUACGACGCCUCCAACUCCUCCCUCUCCGUGGCGUACGUCGCCGCCCCGUCGCCCGGCGGCGCCUGGGUCGCCUGGGCCAUCAACCCCGUCCUCACCGGCAUGAUCGGGUCGCAGGCCCUGAUGGCGCUCAGGAUCAACGGCUCCGUCGUCGCCAAGACCUACAACAUCUCCGGCUACCACUCGAUCGUCGAGUCGAAGCUCUCUUUCGACGUGUGGGACCUGAGUGCCGACGAGGUGAAUGGGACGAUGCGGAUCUUCGCGACGGUGAAGGUGCCGGAGAAGGCGGCGAGCGUGAACCAGGUCUGGCAGGUCGGCGGCAUCGUAAACGGGACCCAUCCGAGCAUCCACCUGCUGGAUCCGGCCAACAAGGCGUCGGUGGGGACGCUCGAGCUGGCCUCGUCGGAGACGAACGAGACCGCCUCCCCCGCUCCGGCGCCGAGCAAGAGCGGAGCGAGGGCGGGUCGGGGCAAUGUGGGUCUGUUGGCAAGUGUGAUUCUGUUGAUCGGGAGUGUUACGGCACUCUAGUUCAGUGAUUAAAGUGUUCCGAUUUGGAUCAGAUAUUAUUUUCUAUAUCAGUUUGCAUCUCUUUAUGGA
This is a messenger RNA of Syzygium oleosum, 859 nucleotides long. RefSeq names its product auxin-induced in root cultures protein 12-like. Lineage: Eukaryota; Viridiplantae; Streptophyta; Magnoliopsida; Myrtales; Myrtaceae. The coding region runs from base 107 to 790 and encodes 227 amino acids. The record is from RefSeq and is a predicted model, not a curated record. The transcript has a single exon.